Messenger RNA from Myripristis murdjan (pinecone soldierfish), 2479 nucleotides. RefSeq lists its product as uncharacterized. Gene Ontology annotation, molecular function: protein binding. The record is from RefSeq and is a predicted model, not a curated record. Bases 450 to 1814 code for a protein of 454 amino acids. The transcript has 5 exons. NCBI's taxonomy places the organism in Eukaryota, Metazoa, Chordata, Actinopteri, Holocentriformes, Holocentridae.
UGUUAUUUGUGUGUAACAGCCUGCCUUAAUUGCACACAUCUAAUUCUUCAGAUGUGUGGCUAAAACUUGCACUGUUGUACCCCCAGCAUGAUUUGCAGCAAAUGAGAAGAUAUCUGGUUUUUAAUGUCUUCCCUUUAUUGUUUUUCUUUUGCUCAUUUUCAGUGGUUCAUAAACUAUACUGGUUGUAAACUUUAACACGUUAUUGCAUUACUCAGGGAUAAAUUUUUCAUGGCUGGAAGAUUGCUGCAGAAGAUUUUGAAGGUCUUGAGGGAACGUAAAUGUCAGACACAAGGCUGUAUGCAAAUCUAAUUCCCAUUGUAUCGGAUACUACAAGGUACACUGCAGACAAUAAAGUCUACAGGGAGCCAUUUCCUCACUCUUAUAGCAUAAAUCACAAAGGGAAGCUUUUUCUUUUUUUGUAAUCCAUUUAUGAAUGAAAAGAGCGUCUGAUGUCACGUCAAAGUGUUUAUUUCUGCAUGUGGGACGUCCCACCGCCCUGUCCACCCCAUCCCAUCUCAUUCCCAAACAGGGCCCGUAUAAAACUCCCAGGAAUCCAGACACUCUUGCAGACCUCAAAGUGUGUCCCAGCAGAGCCAUCCAGGAUGACAGGGAUUAUUUUGCUCCUCUUGUUUCUUGUGUUUCCUCUUCUCAAGACAGAGGAGCAUGUUGUUAACGAGCUGUACAGCCUGAUAGAAAAGGGCCAGGGCAGCUUUUCGGAUCCAGCUCCCGGCAACCAGAGCAGGCUGGGGGCUAAGGAACCAUCCCUGCCGAUCAAUGAGCUGCUCGAGAAGAGCAGCAGGGCCGGGGACACAAAAUACUCCCUCCAUCCUCUACCGUCUGGUGUCUGGCCAAAGCACAGCGACCUGGUCCCCAUCCUGCGCCACCACACCCCCCACAACAAGAGCAAGAAGGGCUCCAAGAGCGACCGUCUGACAGAGCACAACAGUGACAAAACCAGAGGAGAGGCUGCCGGUCUGUUUCCCAAAACUGCACAGACUGGAGCUGCGGGUGCUGCCAACAACCGCACCGUGCAGAAAAACAACAACCCAGACAGCCACUCCAACAUCAGUCCACCGCAGCAGAAUGAGCCAGAGGGACACCCCAACUCCAGACCCAGGGGUCAACAACCCCACCAGCCUCCCACCCAGACACACCAGCCGGCCCAGGCCCCAGUCCCACGCAGGGAUCCCCCCAACCGGCGGCUGGACCCGGAGGAGAACCGCCCAGGGAAGUCCAGCCUCUAUCAGUCCGGCAUCGGUGGAGCAAACAGGAACAACAGCCGGCCCUCCGUCCUCUUCAACCGGCGCUCCUCCAGCCUCCUCUACCAAUUUGACAUCCUGAAGAAAGAGUCUGACUUCACACAUGACGCCUUCUGUUUGAGCGAGUGCAGGAAGGAGAAGGAGGAGAGAGAUUAUUACUGCUACAGUGAAUUUGCCGUCAAUGGGAUUGUUCACGACAUCGACGUGGUGCGUAAAGGGAUACGCCUCAUCACGCUGAUGGUGAGCAGCGAUGGCUUCUACAAGAUGAGCCGCCUCUACGUGACGCCCGACAGUUUCUUCUUUAAGGUUCGCCUCCUGGUCCUGGACACCUACAAGUGCAGCAAGCCCUGCCCGGAUCUCAAACUCGGGAGCAGAUACAUUGUAAUGGGUCAAAUCUACCACCGGAGGCGCCACCUCCCCAACGACCUCCUGACCCUGCUGGGCGGCAGACUGAAGCCCGGCGACGGCCUUCUGCGAAGCAACAACUACGUCAAGAGGUUCAACAAACGGAGGCACCAGAAAGCCCUGGAGGCCACCCGCUCCAGGUGCAGGUGAACCCCAAAGACAGGACUACUGCCCCCUGCUGCAGGGCAAGAGACAUUGCAGCCGCUCACCUGAACUGACCUAUAAGUAGCCCUUUAGUAUCGCAGGAGAAAGAAGAAAUAUUGAAGGCAAGGAUUUAUUUUCAAAUGGACUGCUCCGGUGUGUCAUAAUCCAGAUCGAUAUUUUUUACUCAUUUGUACGGUUCCUGUUCUCCCUUUGAUAGUGUUCCUCGGUGUUUGAGGCGUCAAACAAGGGUGCUCACUCAGCCCACUACUGUUUUAUGACUGAAUUUGACAACUCCAGUUAAAACUUGGUAAGCAAGCUGCAUCCUCACCCAAACUGGGCAUUAUUAGGGCGACCCCUUCAUGUCUGGUACAUGAAAUCACUCAAUUACAGUAUCAUAGGUCUCAAAUUGGCUUACCUCUAAGGGAAAUAUUUGGCUUGACUGAAGCCAACUCCCUUCUGACAUUUAGCAUGAAGCAAGUUCAAUAGUUCAAUAGAAUAAUUCAGGUGAAGGAAUUUUUUUUGGCUCUCAUAAAGUUGCAUGAAUUUUUCAUCAUCUUGUUUGAGCUAGCGCAGAGCCAUUUUCUAUGACUUAUUCAAGCAUUUUAAUCAAGCCCAUAUUUGUCCUAAGUGGAAAAUACUGCCAGGUCCCCGUCCACUAUGACCCAAACACA